Hydractinia symbiolongicarpus is the source of this 2250-nucleotide messenger RNA. RefSeq lists its product as uncharacterized. NCBI's taxonomy places the organism in Eukaryota, Metazoa, Cnidaria, Hydrozoa, Anthoathecata, Hydractiniidae. The coding region runs from base 1 to 2250 and encodes 749 amino acids. The record is from RefSeq and is a predicted model, not a curated record. The transcript is spliced from 5 exons.
AUGGACGAGUCAACUCUAUCUCCUGUUCUUAUUGUAAGGGUUCCCAUAAUUCUAACAGAAAUUGCAACUCUAAAAACACGUGCUUUAAGUGCAAGGGAACACAUCAUAUCUCCCUCAGCAUCACAUGCUAACGGUGGAGGAGAGCGAAACAAAAAUAACAACGAUGGACAGGUUACGUUCAAACUAUCCUUGAAAUUUUGGCAAGUCGAGGACAUAAAUGAAGUAGAUACUACGUUUAACAUAGGUAAAUUCAGCGAAAAAAUUGAUUUCGAUGGAGAAAGAUAUUCCGUCCCAUUACCAUGGAAACAAGAUCAUAAACAGAUACCGGACAAUUUCCAAAACAGCCGAAAUCGGUUAACAUCAGUCUUCCGCCAACUUAAGGCUAAGCCCGAACUUCUGCAACAAUACGACGACAUCAUUAAACAGCUAAAACGUGACGGUAUCAUCGAGCAGGUGACAGAGCCGCCACCGCCGCCAGUUCAAGUCCAUUACUUGCCCCAUCAUUACGUCUUAAAGGAAGAUAAGUCCACAACCAAGAUACGCAUUGUUUACGAUGCUUCUUCAAAUUCUCCGUCACUCAACGAUUGCUUGGAAAAGGGUCCUUCUCUCGGAAUGAACGCUUCACAGUUCCUUUUAGCUGCAUCAAUUAUAAAGCACUUGGAGAAAUACCAAAGUGCCGACCCUGACUUUGUGCUAGCUUUCUUAGAAAACCUUUAUGUCGACGACAGCAUUGGCGAAGGAGAUACCAGCGAUCAGGUGUUCACAUUUUACCAAAAGGCAAAAGCACGGCUUAAGAAAGCUGGUUUAAUCUUACGAAAAUUGCGUUCUAACAGUUCAACUCUCCAAGCGCAAAUCUCCAAAUUCGAAAUCGAGGACCCAGCUCCUCCCGAUGAAAAAAUCUUGGGCAUCACAUGGGAUACGGCCAAUGACGAAAUGGAAAUAGACCUGUCAAGAAAAAAACAGGAAUUCUUUCAGAAGUUAUGCACAACCGUAAACGAUUGGGACACUGAGGUUAGUGAGGAAUUAAAGGACGAAUGGAAUUCGUUAAUAGAGUUAUUUUCAAUCUCGUUGAAAUAUCGAUUGCAACGUUAUUACUUCGCUAACUAUCCUUUAAGUGAUUUGAAAGACAUCACCCUGCAUGGGUUUUGUGAUGCAAGUAAAAGAUCAUACGCUGCUGUUGUCUACAUUAUUGGAACGUUAUCAAGCGGACGCUCUGUUGGACGCAUUGUGUGUAGUAAAACAAAAGUAUCCCCUCUCAAUGAACUGCCUAUCCCUAGACUGGAGCUUCUCUCAUGCUUACUUCUUUCUUCCUUAAUUGCGUGCAUUAGUCAGUCGUUAGGUAGCGCCGUUCCAGUAGCUUUGAAAUUUUGUUGGAGUGACUCAAUUGAUGCCCUAUGUUGGGGAUUUAACGAAGAUCAACUACAAUGGCCGGAAGAACCAAAUAAUAAUAAAAUAAAAAUUACAAGUGUUAAUCCCGGGACCGUUGAUCCUGGGCAGUCAGUCAAGGAUCAACGGCCCAACAGUGUUCCUAAUAAAUUUUCUACCCUGCAUUCUGUACUCUCCCACCAAAACUUAGACACUGUAAAAAAUGUUUGUUCUACAAAGCCUGUUCUAUCUGAUGAAUGUCCUCUUAUUUGCAAACGGACCGUGGACCUUGAGGAUCAUCUUCAAGAUCAACGGCCCAGCCUUAGACAACGGACUGAGGACGUUGGGGUUCGACCCCAAGGUCAACAAUCCUAUUUUUCAGGUAGCAUAACGAAUUCAAGAACUCUACCUAUCGAGGAGCUGGUCAACUCCACAUCUGUAAACCUACGACGAAUAUUUGACGUCAAACGAUUCAGCUCAAUGCACAAACUUUUGCGCGUUACAGCUUACGUGAUUAAAUUUAUUGAUUGUCUAAAAUCUCCAAUUAAUGGUAACGUAUCGAAACAAACCUUGUUGUCAACUGAAGAUCUCGAACAUGCAGAACUUUUGUGGGUUAAAACAUGUCAAAAGGACUUAACAAGCCGUUUAAAUCAGUUAAAUAAUACUCUUGGGCUUUUUAUUGACAAAGAUGACAUCAUCCGCUGCAAAGGACGGCUCCUGCAUGCCAACUUGCCGUACGACUCUAAAUAUCCCAUCUUGUUACCUGGUGACUCGUACCUAUCAACGUUAAUUAUACGAAGAGUCCACCAACAAACUUUUCAUGCAUGUGUGAAACACACGCUUUCGCUGGGGCGGAUUUUGGGAACGUUUGGUUCAAUCUGUUAA